This is a messenger RNA of Trichoderma virens Gv29-8, 858 nucleotides long. RefSeq lists its product as uncharacterized. The coding region runs from base 1 to 858 and encodes 285 amino acids. The record is from RefSeq and is a predicted model, not a curated record. Lineage: Eukaryota; Fungi; Ascomycota; Sordariomycetes; Hypocreales; Hypocreaceae. The transcript has 4 exons.
AUGGCUUGUACGAGUACUUCGUACCUCUCUCUCGAACUACGAUAUAUCGGCAGCGCGGGAGCGGCACGACAGAGGCAUGGGCACCUGGAUGCAUCCCGCCAUUACGAGUACAAGCGUGCGUCGUCACCUCUUGGGAUCGCAAUUCGAGUCGUGCGUCUCGCACCGCCGCUUCGUGUUCAGACACAUAUUUCGUUCCAGGCCUGGAGUUCCUCGAACCAUCUGCAAGGUCUAGGGAACGGCUAUCGGUCCAGAGGCACAGCGCCAAGCACUGCUAUUUUCUUGACUGCAUCGUUUGCCAAUGGAGUCUCAGCCAAUCAAAGCCUUGGCAUUUUGACCUGCUCGCGCUGUAUUCCAUCCCGAGAAUGCCUCCGCACAGGACUCAGCCAAGGAUACGGCACUUGCAUGUACAGUAAACCAAAGGCCAUAACCCAUGCCCUGCAUCUGCAAAUGUACACCAAAAGUCCUCAUUUCAAAACUUUGAACCCUCAGGCUGUGGCCAGGGUUCUAGAAGGGAUACACAAGACAACGCGACGAACUGUGACGGGUCUCGACGAGCUUCGACAAGUCCGUGCUAGCUCGGCGCCAUCUCUGUCCAAUGGCACUAAUGCUGCAGGCUUUGAUUUCCGGGAGAGGAUCUUCCAGUGCCUCUUCAGAGCAGCUGGAAAGCCCACUUACGCAGUUUGGAUCAACCUGCAGCAAUGCCAGGGACAGGGGUGCUGCAGCUGGUUGUUCGAAUCCGGUCAAAGAGACACCAUGAAUGCUGUCCCUAGCUCACCAUCCGAAGCUCUCCAAUCUCCAGCGAGGUUACACCAGCCCGGAACUGCCAAGCUUUUGCCAUCGCCUGAGACAAGGCAGUGA